GGGGGGUGUACUGGCAUCUCCAAAAGUAAGGAUGAUUCUGGACCGCCCAUUAGGGGCUUCGUGCCGAGGGUAUCUACACGAUUGUCCACAAAGGGCAAUACCCCCCCCCCCCUCCCCAUCUUUCAGUUUUAAAAUUGCGAAUCACUAUAUAAUAUAGGCGUGGAAAGGAAUCAUUUCAACUUUUCUUGCUAACAGAAAUUACCAAUAAAUCCAUGUAAACGCAUGGGAGAUCCUGCUACCACUUACAUCGGAUUAACUAAUCUUGUAAGUAAUUGUGCACUAAGCUCCCAAUGUAAUGUUACGCACACAAUUAUAAUAUAAAUGCCUUGAGCACACUCCCCAACUCUUACGGCAGCUAUCAGAGCCUGGCACUUCUGAAAAAAUAUAUCAAAGCCGCCCACCUUUUAGUGAUAUCGAUAUAUUUUAUCACCAAUUUAUCAAUACCAAUACUGUCCACGGAUUUCAGUCCCCGUGAGGUUUAUUGGACCUAGAACCAUUUUUGUCGACCCUGAAGGGGAAUUUGUCUGUGAAAAUUCCCCAGCUACCCUUUGAGUAGUACAACGCUGUAACCUUGUGUCAGCCACGGUGAAGAGAGGAAUAAUAUGCUAUUUUAAUAGAUGUUCCGUCUGUUGUCGAAUCACAACUCCCCACUCGUCAGAGUCAAAGGCACUCUUUGCCACACCCGGUGCACUCCUAGAGCUCAGUGAGAGCAGCAAAAAUUCCUUUAAUCAGUAUCAAAACAAGACGUAAAAAUAUCGCAGUUUUGCAGUUCUCAAAAACAGUAUUAAUUUUUAUGUGGCACGAAUACGCCUCACUCACUUUGCCCAAUGACUCAUCUGGAAACAGUUUUUAGCCGCUUAAUUUUAUUAAAAAUAGUAUGGUAUCAUUUUUUGCCAAAGGGAAUGUAACUGUCGGGUGGUAUUGCCAUUUAAGUGGUAUCGAUAUCUUUAAAAGGGCGUGUUCUGAAGGCUCAAGGCUUUUUUUCAUAUUUUUUGGUGUAAAGUGUACGACUUUGAUCCCUUUCGUUCUUCCACCCCUGCCCCAAUUUCUCUUCUUUUUUUUUUAAAAACUGAUUGUUUGUUUCUUUUUCACGUUUCAGAAAGGGUAAAAUUGUCUGAUACUUCCUUACAUGUUUUGGAAACCUUUUAAAAUACACAGAACGGAACUGUGAACUUUUCAUAUAAAGGGAUAGGAUAUCGUGCUGACAACCGUUUUACCUACCACUGUGUUUAUUCGGGUUGGAAAUUGUAAAAGUUCCGUGUAUACGACGUGAAAUAAAGCCAUACACAGCGCAUCCUAUUAUUCCUGCUGAGUCAAGCGACGUGCUCUGUUUAGGUAAAAGCCAUAAUAUUCUCAAAGUCUUUGCUGUGAUAUGUCGACUUUCCCCUCUCCUGAAGCUUGCUGGAGAUAAAAAUGGACACCACAAUGGAUAUACACCGCUCGGAGUACUGGCAUCGACGCUGGCGGAGAUUCUAGAAAGAUCGGAGACCCCACCGGGCCGAACCUUUUAGCGUCCUGCUUCCCGUGGCAUCAGCUGUAUUGUUUUUCUUUCUCGGUGGCGUUCUUCUCGUUAUCCCCCUUGGGGCAGCUGUGGCUUCGAGUGAUCGCUGCGUCCUUGGCAGCAUGUAAGACGCUCCUGCGGCGCAGAGGAGCAGAAGAAUGCCAGAGCGGAUACAACUGAACCUCACACUCCAGGGGAUAGCUUUUAUACUGCUGCACCUCCUGUCGCUCGUCAUGGCUGUUGCUUACGUGGACUAUGACAGCUCUGAUGACGACCAGCCUUCCUUCCUACCCCGGCCGUCCAACGUGUCCUUUAACCGUGGGGAAACGGCGGUGCUGGUGUGUGGCAUCGAGAACUUGGGCACAAAGACGGUGAGCUGGAGACGAGCGUCGGAUCCGAACCCUCUGACAAUCGGCGAAGACGUGUACGUGGGUGACGAGCGCUACUCGGCCCAUGGCGUGGAAGAGGCCAAGGAGUGGCGUCUGCUCAUCCGUGACCUCAAGACGGAAGACGCCGGGGUGUACGAGUGUCAGGUCAGCAGCAGGACCAAGCUCAUCAACCACAUCCUGCUCAGGGUCAAUGUGAAGCUAGAACCUGUGAUCCCCAGACACAAUCCAG
Messenger RNA from Aplysia californica (California sea hare), 2119 nucleotides. RefSeq names its product zwei Ig domain protein zig-8-like. NCBI's taxonomy places the organism in Eukaryota, Metazoa, Mollusca, Gastropoda, Aplysiida, Aplysiidae. Gene Ontology annotation, biological process: synapse organization. The record is from RefSeq and is a predicted model, not a curated record. Gene Ontology annotation, cellular component: neuron projection membrane.